UGUUUGAGAAAAACCCUUAAAUCCCUAAAACUUUUCCCAAAUACACAAAACCUAAAAGUUCUCUCGCCUUCCCCAAACCACUCUUUGAUUUCCUUUCCUUUAUGGAGGUUGAAGUUAUGGAUCCUUCACUCUCAAGGUAGAGUGGCUUCUCUUCCCCUUUUAUGCUUGUGAGUUGGUGGUGGUAAAGUUCCCUUCUUUGGCUCAAGUUUCUACCCUUCUCUUCUCUCCCUAAGAAACUAAGCUUGAAGACAUUAUCGAAAGAAGUAGAGACAAGGUAGAGAAGAAUAAUGGUAGGAGAAGAGGCAAAAAAUAUUAGUGUCACUGAAGGAAAAGAUUUGAUCAGCGCUCUUCCCGAUCCACUCGUUGGAGCUAUCAUUUCUCUCCUUCCUAACACUGAAGGUGUAAGAACCUGUGUUUUUUCCAAGCGAUGGAAAAAGGCGUGGAUGCAUAUGUCACAUCUUAACAUUGAUCAGGUCCAAAUGAUGAAACCUUUUAUCCAAGCUAAUCUCUGUGGGGUACACCAUAAGAGGUGUGUUGAUGUGCCUUUUCAACAUCAAAGGGUAGAUCCCAACGAAAAUUAUGACUUGGAUGUAAUUGAUAAAACAGAAAGAUUGAUUAUCUCAGUGUUGAAUUCACACUCUCAUCCCUUGGAAAGUUGCAAUAUUCGACACCUACCCGAAAGUUGUGCGAGUGGUAAUGUUGUUUUGUUGAUGAAGAAGCUUCUCAAGGAAAAAAAUUUGAAAAAACUUUCCAUGGAGCAAACUGAUCCUAUUCAUUGGGACAUCUUGCAAAAUGCUCCACAAGGUGUGAAAUACCAUGAAAUGACUAUAGAUUUGCCUUUUGAGAUUUUCUCAAGUUUUGAGGAACUUGAGUUGAAGAACUAUUACCUCAAGACAAAACCAUCAAGUGGUGAUUUUGCUCAAGUUCUAAAAAAAUUGACCUUUAAGAAUAUGAUGGUUGAUAAAGAUGAUUGGGAAGGAAUUAUGUCUUAUUGCUUGUGUCUCGAAAAUUUAACCAUUGAUAAUUGUAUGAUGGAAAUUAUUAAGAUAAAUAACCCAAGACUCAAGUUUUUAAGAAUUUGUAGAAUGGAGGUGAUUAAGAUUGAUGUCUCUGCUAUUAACCUUGAGAUCAUUGAGAUUGAUACUGUUGUUUGUAAGCCUCAAAAGGUUACUUUUGAGACCCCAAAAGUUCAUUUCCUUCGUUCUUGUUUUGAUGCAAUUGGAGGGCAAAAUGAUUGCUGGGUUCGAAGCAAGCUUUUGCAAUCAGAAAAUAUUCUACAUGCUUGCUGUAGCAAUAAGAUACCUCAAGGUUCAACUUCAAGUUUUGCCAAUAUAUUUGAGAACCUUGCUACGUUAUGCAUUGGUUUAGAUUUGGAGAAGUUUAAUAAUGCCAUGUCUCUCUACUCAACUCUGAAGUCAUGCCCUAUGUUGCAAACUCUUGAAAUUAAUAUUCAGGCUGAUGAUGAUGCAUGGGAUUAUCAUGGUGAUGAAGAUGAGGAGGAGGCUGAUGGUGAUGCAAGGGAUUAUGAUGGUGAUGAACAUAAUGAGGAGGGUUAUUUUCCUUACCCUAAAAUCUUCUUUUGGAUGAACAUGGACCCCUGUGAUUGUAUAAAUCACAAACUAAAGACCCUUAGCAUAAAGGGAUUUGCAGGAGAAGAACUUGAGGUGGAGUUUCUUAAAUACAUAAUAACAACAGCUAAAGUGAUGAAGAAAAUUACUAUUUGGUUUGUUGAUAAUUGUUCAUGGGCACAAGCCACUAAAACAAGGUGUUUGAUGUCAUUUAAGAGUAUCUCUCCGAACUUGUCCAUCAUUCUCAAUCCUGGGCCAAUAUACAUGGCAAAUGGGGACGGAAACUUUGAAACAUGGAUGUCUACUCUAAGAAACUAGUAAUGUUACUAGUGACCAUGACCAAACUAUGUUUUAGAUUCUAUUUAUUAGUUUUGAACCUUAAAUCGCACAUUUCUAGUCAUGUUUCUAGUGACCAUGAACCAAACUAUGUUUAUUACAUUGCAAACUAAGGGUUGUGUUUACUGGUAAUUUAGUUUUGUAUGAUUUCAUAUAUUUUUAUUGAUUAAUUUUAUGCAUAUUUAUUAUUUAAA
Messenger RNA from Glycine soja, 2098 nucleotides. Its product is annotated as F-box protein At1g80960-like. Gene Ontology annotation, molecular function: protein binding. The coding region runs from base 288 to 1886 and encodes 532 amino acids. The record is from RefSeq and is a predicted model, not a curated record. The transcript is spliced from 5 exons. NCBI's taxonomy places the organism in Eukaryota, Viridiplantae, Streptophyta, Magnoliopsida, Fabales, Fabaceae.